AUAAAAAUGAUGUAUGAAGAAAAGCAACAUUUUGAUGUAUUUUUAGAAAAUGCAAUUGCAAUAAAUGAACAUUAUUCCCUUUUAGAUACCUUAAAAGCAAUAGGUUCAGCAAUAUCUUUAGUUAAUUUAAAAGGGAAUUUAUAUCCAUUUGGAUCAUUUUGUAAUGGAUUUCAUGGAGCAGAUAGUGAUUUAGAUUGUGUAUUUAUUACAGAUUCAUAACUUGAUGUAUAAUCUAUAUUAAGAAAAAUUCGUUAAGGUGUUAAAGAAUACAAAAAAUCAAAUUAAACACCCUUGCUAAGGUUCGAUUAAUUGAUUUUAUAUGCAAAAGUAUUAUAAAUUAUUUAAGUUAGAUUCCAUUGAUAAAGAUUUACGAUAUUACUAAUAAUGUAGCUAUAGAUUUAAGUAUCAAUAAUAUAAAUGGAGUAUUGAAUUCUAAACUUUUAAAUGAAUAUUCUCAAAUGCAUCCAAAAAUAUAAUAAUUAGGAAAAUUAUUAAAAUUAUGGGGAAAGAAUUAACGUUUAAUUGUGACCGGAUAACUUACAUCAUAUGCAAUAUUAUUAACACUAAUUCAUUUUUUACAGUGCAAAUAUGAUGUACCAUUUUUAUCAGAUGUUGAAUUAACUAGAGAUUAACUUUCAUCUUUAGAAUAUUUUAGUGUUUAACCAUUUUUUCAAUUAGGAUCUAAACCUAACUUAAAUAAACUUGAUAACACCACAUUAUAACAAUUAUUAUUUGAGUACUUUUAAUAUUAUGAACCCUAUGGUGAAUUCGAAAAAAAAAAAAUUUGUGUCUCUCUUCAUUCUUAAGAAAGAUAAAAUAAAGAUAAUUAUAAAGCGACACUAAAAAUCAUAGAUCCUAUUGAUCCCAAAAGUGAUCCAAGUAAAAAUAUUAAAAACAAAUGUCAUCGAAUAUAAUCACACUUUUUGAGGGCUAAAGAGUUGAUAGGUAAUUUUAAAAAAUAAUUUCUAUAUCAACUUUAGAAUGUUAAAAAUGUAUAAGAUUACUAAAAAAGUGCUAAUGGAAAUUAUUAAUAUCAAUUCAAUCAAAAUAGAAAUAAAAAUAGAGGAAAAAAUUGA
Messenger RNA from Paramecium sonneborni, 1076 nucleotides. Lineage: Eukaryota; Ciliophora; Oligohymenophorea; Peniculida; Parameciidae. The record is from the annotation of a GenBank genome assembly.